GAUGUUACAUUUUCACGCGUCGUGUUAUGGAUUGAUUCCGUACACGGGUGGACGCAACACUUUCCGAGUUGAACACGCUCAAAUUGCGAUUUUCUGUUGAUCGGGACAAGGGUUGAAAUGACAACGAUGGAUAGGAGACUGCCGAAGAACAUCGAAAUUGCCCCAAACUCCCUUUCGAUCGUUUUGAAACCAACAACAGUUGACAAAGAGAAGCCACCGAAGACUGGUAGAGCCCUCUUUCAAGACCUCCAAAAUGAAAACAAACUGAAUUUCUGGAAUCGCGAACUGAGUGAGAGCGUUCUGCAGCUCAAUUAUCUGGGAUGGUUCGAACCAGAUACACUCUUCAUCCAAGGAGGGGACAAGGAAAUGUCUGUUGUUCGGGAAGCUUAUGCCCGACGCGUUUUAAAGCCACCUCGCCACCACACCAUACAAAUACUAGGAGAUGUGGAAGCCAUUGAGCUGACACCCGUUCCUCAAUCGCAGUUUGUCCCCCUUACUGAAGUCUUAUGCCUCAUUAUCGCUGAACUAAACAAGAGGAAAAUUAUUGCUACAGUGGAUAAGAUUAAGGCAAAACUGGCAGAUUGCUAUGGCGAUGUGAAGCUUCCAAGUGAGGAGAUAUUGAAGAAAUCAUUGGCUCAUUUAAUCAAAGAACAGAAAGUUUGUCACACUGGUGAAGGGUAUUUUAUAGUCACGCCAGAGGAUUUCCUUUACCUUCGAAGUUGUGCUAGUUCGACUACUACGUCUGAAGUAAAUGUAAGCCCUAUUUCGCAAAACUCUAACCAAUCAGGGCAGAGUUCGGAAGGACAGCCUCGUAAAACUCAAAAGACUGUGCGACAUGCAGUUCAGAUUUCUACUGAGAAAGGAACACACACAAGGAAGAAGGAACCACCAUCUCCACGAUCUAAGUCCUGCCGCCUAAUUUGUCACACCGGGAUUUAAAAAACGGUGACAGUCCAGUGCGAAAUAGAUCCACGUCAUUACAGCGAAGCAACUCUUUAAGAGAAAAAAAAGCGCAGGCAAGCAAAUCUAACAACUUC
This is a messenger RNA of Saccoglossus kowalevskii, 1037 nucleotides long. RefSeq lists its product as uncharacterized. Gene Ontology annotation, molecular function: RNA polymerase II transcription regulatory region sequence-specific DNA binding. NCBI's taxonomy places the organism in Eukaryota, Metazoa, Hemichordata, Enteropneusta, Harrimaniidae. Gene Ontology annotation, biological process: regulation of transcription by RNA polymerase II. Gene Ontology annotation, cellular component: nucleus; cytoplasm. The record is from RefSeq and is a predicted model, not a curated record.